UAAGAUAGGUCAACCAUAAUUUAUUGACUAAAGCUAUUCUUGUUCAAACUUGCAAUUCGAUUAGGAAUUUCCAAGAAAUUACACUGCUUUGGUGCUUGUCUUCUUCCUUUAACUUUAAUUAGGCUAAAAGAAGCAGCGACCACAACCCAUAUACUCUACUGUAAAGAGAGAUGGCGAGUGCAAGGCUUGGAGAUAUUACCGGCGUGAAAGAAGAGGUCGUGAAGAAAGCAUGUUCCACGGCCAUGAAAGCACAAAAGUCACCGGAAAAGUUGUAUUUUGUUGACAAGUCUCGUGGAUCAUCCGAAGUGGUUUUCGGCUUUCCGGGUUCUUGGUCCGCCGGUGAUUGGUUUUCCCGGAAUCCUUUCGGGGAAACUAAGAUCGAUCAACUGGAAUUGUUCUGUCCCACAGGCAACGACAAAGUGGCAACCUCUCUUAGAAGCAUCGGAACCGAUGAACUGGCAACAGUUAAUCAAGCUUUUCUCAACAGAUUCGAGUCAAUUUUGUCGAAUUAUUCCCUUCAGAAUGAGGUGGAAAAAGCUUUGGGAGAAAAGAAGCAGAUAGUAUUCACAGGGCACUCGUCAGGUGGUGCCGUUGCUAUGGGAGCGACAGUGUGGUUCUUGGAGAAGUACCUAAAACCGGAGAACACCCGGAUGCCACCUUUUUGUGUAACUUUUGGAUCGCCGCUUGUCGGUGAUCGUGUGCUUAAUCAUGCUCUCCGGCGAGAGAACUGGUCGCAGUUCUUCCUCCAUUUUGUCAUGAGAUAUGACAUUGUUCCCCGUAUCCUCCUUUCUCCUUCCUCUUCCAUAGAACGAGAAUUUCAGCAGUGUCUCAGUUUCUUAAACCCGAAAAUUACAAUUUCUACACAAGAAUGCAUCAAAGAAGCAUCGGAGUUCUUUGUAGCUGUGAUGAGAAAUGCAUCGAUGGUAUCAAGCCAUGCUGCCUGUCAACUAAUGGGAAACACCAAUCCUUUGUUGGAAACCGUGGCCAACUUUGUUGAGCUCAGCCCUUACAAACCCUUUGGAACCUUUGUCUUUUGCACUGGAAAUGGGAAACUGGUGGUUGUGAAGAACCCAGACGCUAUUCUGCAGCUAUUGUUCUUCUCUUUGCAGUUAAGCUCCGAGACUGAAGUUGUAGAGAUUGCCUGCAGAACCCUCACGGACCAUUUCAGUUAUCAAAAUGAGCUGCAAGAAAGCUUAAAUAUGCAAAAUGUGACUUACUUGGACAGUUUGGAAGGGCUUCCAUUGUCCUCAGAUGCCACAGAUGCCGAGAGCAUGAUGAUUGAUCUGGCCUUAAAUGACCUUGGCUUGAGCACUAGAGCCAGGUUGUGUCUUCGUGCUGCAGGAGAGGCAGAGAAGCAAAAACUAAGAAACCAGAAGAGGAUAGAAGAUAAGAAGACCGAGAUUGAAAAAGGACUUGCAAUGCUGGAAGAAUACAAAACCAGGUGUGAGGCUCGCAAAGUGGGCUAUUAUGAUGCCUUUAAGAUUUCAAAGAAUGUAGAUGAUUUCAAUGCAAAUGUAAAGAGGCUUGAACUGGCAGGAAUAUGGGAUGAAAUUAUUGAAAUGUUGAAAAGGGACGACCUACCAGAUGGAUUUGAGAGCCAAAAAGAUUGGGUACUACUUGGAACCAGGUACCGCCACAUUGUUGAACCUCUGGAUAUCGCCAACUACUAUCGUCAUUCCAAAAAUGAAGAUACAGGACCCUAUUUGAUGAGGGGCAGACCAAAGCGCUACAGAUUCACCCAGAGAUGGCGAGAGCACGCUUUAAGAAUGCCUGCCGGAUCAAGUUCAGAGUCCUGUUUUUGGGCGGAGGUAGAGGAGCUUUAUAUUAGUAGCCAGGGAGCAUUUGAAGAUGUGAAAGAAAGAAUCUUGAUCUUAGAAAUGAAAGUAGAGGAAUGGAUUCGUAAUGGUGAGCUAGGCAAAGACGUGCUUCUGGAGGACUCAACCUUUGUCAAGUGGUGGAAAACAUUACCUCAUCAACAUAAAUCGGUUUCACGAGUGAAAGGUCUAAUAAAUACUUGAAUGACGGCUUCUAAGCAUUUGAUUGCUGCUCAUACCUACAGCAAUCACACAUGAUAUUAAGGAAUAAUAUUCAACAUUUUUUUUAGUUAUAUGAAUAAUAUUCAGCUUUAAUGUAAGCUAAAUGUAGUGGUGUAAUUAGAUCCAAAAACACAGUUGAACUUCUGAAUGUCUGUGCAGACUGCGCUAAUCCUAGUGGGAAUAGAGUUCAGAGAUUAAAGAUUAGUACUGUACGAACGGUUAACAGUGCUGUACAAGCUUCAAUGUUUAACUUGGAUCAAAUCAGUUUCUUGAAACACCGAGCGGGUAUAAUGAUUGU
Rubroshorea leprosula is the source of this 2334-nucleotide messenger RNA. The record is from the annotation of a GenBank genome assembly. NCBI's taxonomy places the organism in Eukaryota, Viridiplantae, Streptophyta, Magnoliopsida, Malvales, Dipterocarpaceae.